UCUUUCUCUUUCUCUUUCGCUCUCUCGCUUUCGGUCUUGCUCUUCUCCGUUGGAACUUCUCGUUCCCAAAGAGAUUCGUCUUUUUGAUGAUAUAUUUCUAGGUUUUAUUUGGUAUAUUUUAUGAGAAUUUUGGGAGCGGAGUAUCCAAAAUAGGGAGUAUUUUUGGAAGUCGUAAUCUUUGAGAGAUUUGUUUUUGGUUUCUCUGUUUUUAGUUUUUUUGUUUUGAAUUUUAAAGAAACCGCCAUAAGCUUCCUUUUUUAGGGUUUUGUUUGUCCGCAUAGGGUUUGGGUCUCAGGGUUUUUGAUUUUUGAGUUGGAGAAGAAGAGUUUUUGGUUUUGUAGUCAGGUGUCUUUUGUUUGUGAAGAUGGUGAAGAAGGAGGAGAUGGAGGAUUGGAAGAGAGAGAAGGUUCAAGAUGUUCAGUUGGCGGUACAGAUGAAGUCGAAUAGUGCUCAUAGGAGAACCAUUGGCCGGACUCGAAGAUCAUCAAAAGGGGGUUGGACAGAGGAGGAGGAUGAACAAUUGAUUAGAGCUGUGAAAAAAUUUAAUGGGAAGAAUUGGAAAAAAAUAGCUGAGUGUAUCCCAGGCCGAACUGAUGUUCAAUGCCUUCACCGCUAUGAUAAGGUUCUCAAUCCUAACCUGAUCAAAGGGUCUUGGACUAAGGAGGAGGAUGAUCUUAUUAGAGGACUAAUUGCAAUACAUGGUACUAAGAACUGGUCUGUCAUUGCAAGCUGUGUACCAGGCAGAAUAGGAAAACAAUGUCGAGAAAGGUGGCAUAAUCACUUGAAUCCUACAAUUAGAAAGGAUGCAUGGACUAGGGAAGAAGAGUUGAUUCUAAUUUGCGCCCACAAGGAAUAUGGCAACAAAUGGGCAGAAAUAGCUAAGCGUUUGCCUGGAAGGGCGGAUAACUCUAUAAAAAAUCAUUGGAACUGCUCGGUGCAAAAGAGACUCGGUUCAAUUUUAGCAUCCGUUGCUCCUAGCCAACCCAUUGGGCUUGUUGCCCUAAAUCCAAAUAACUAUUCACCCAAACCAGAAAUCCUCCCAACAAAUCCUACAGAGCAAGAUAUCAAGGACAUAGCACCACUUGAACAGAAAAGUACUCAGGAUAAGCUCUUAUGUGCUUCCAAAGAGUGUUCAGUUUAUCAGGACACUAGACUGGCAUUGCAGAGCUCUAUCUGUCAACCUGCUUUUAGUAGAAGAAGUUCGGAUGCCGUGGUUCGAACAAUUUCAUUAGAAACUCCUAAUUUGUGGACAUUAGAUCACAACUACAGGACAAACUUAAGUGAGUUUCUGAAGCCUCUACGUUUGGAAGAUAAGAGUCCUGCAAGUGUGCUCAGUAAUGCAUUAUUCAAGGAUUCGCCUCGAUGUAGCACUGGCCUUUCCCAUCAAGGGACUAAACCAUGGUUCACUAAGGACUCUGAUCAUAUUGAUGCUUCAGAUAAUUCACAAGAUGCUAAAGUUCUUCAGCAGAGAAAUUAUAAUGAUUUUGGAAGGCAGUUUAAUAAGAUGCAAGAUACUACACAUGAACAUCAUGGACUAGAAUUUGACAGAAGUGAGUCCAGUAUCAGUGGUGUGAAACUUAAGGACAAAAUUGUCACAAACUCAAUGGCAACCGACUCUUGUGACUGUGAUCAAAUCAGUAGAACACCUCUAUGUUGCAGCAAGGUAAAUUCUGGUUCACCUUUUGAUACUCUGCAGUUGACGUAUGCUGAAGGUUUGCCUUCGAGUUCACAAACAACUGACAAGGAGGUUGCCGCAAAACAGGUAUACAGCCCAAUUAACCAUUCCACACCAUCAUCAGACCUUUCACCGUGGCUUGGUUGUACUCCAAGCAGUACAGAAUACUUCUUGAGAAUUGCCGGAAGGAACUACGAACAUACUCCAUCUAUUAUCAGAAGACGUGGCCUUGAUAGUUCGAAAAGGUUAUUCCCAGAAAGCCCAAAGAAAGCUGUUGGUCGAAACACAAAAGUCUGAUAGUACACAUGAUUCUGAUGAAAAUGAUGCUAGCAUCAAGAAUGUGGAUUCUGAAACUAAACAUAUAAAUAAGAAAAAAUUCCUGUUUGAUCUCAACAUUCCUCAUGUUUCCGGUGAGAUGGAGUGGGAUGGUUGGACAACAUGAUGUGCUAAUCUAUAUUCCAAUUCAGUGGCACCAUCAGUUGUAGUCUUUGAUUUACUCAACUGGAGGUUGUUGGUGGUGAGCAGCACAAGCUCAACUUUCUUCUGCUGCACAAUGAUCAUGCCAAGAACAACCAUUGACAUUCAUGUAGAUUAUUCGAAUAAUUAGUCAGUCAUUAGGAUCAGUAAUUGAUUAAGGAUUUGGGUUAGAAUAACACCAUUACUCUCUUGUGCCAGAUAAAACAAUGAAAUU
Molecule: messenger RNA, 2366 nt
Organism: Dioscorea cayenensis subsp. rotundata (Guinea yam)
Lineage: Eukaryota; Viridiplantae; Streptophyta; Magnoliopsida; Dioscoreales; Dioscoreaceae
Exons: 8
Coding region: 365-1972 (535 amino acids)
Biological process (GO): regulation of DNA-templated transcription
Cellular component (GO): nucleus
Molecular function (GO): DNA-binding transcription factor activity, RNA polymerase II-specific; RNA polymerase II cis-regulatory region sequence-specific DNA binding
Source: RefSeq, a predicted model, not a curated record